GGUGCCCGACCGGCUCACCGCCCAAUCGCCGCGGGCCCGCCGAGCCCCGGGGGGCUGGGGCCGCCGCCGCCGCCGCCGCCGCCGCCGCCGGAACGUGCCGCGGCUGCGCUGACGCGCGAGCGCCGGGCAGGGCGGCGGGAGCGCUCAGUCUGGUGGCGGCGGCUGCCGUGCGCGGACAGACGUGCCCGGAGCGUCGCAGCCGUCCGCGCCGCCCGCAGCCGAGCCGCGCCGCGCCGCGCUGCCCCGGCCGCGCCCGCCCGCCCGCCCGCCAUGGUGUCAUGGAUCAUCUCCAGGCUGGUGGUGCUUAUAUUUGGCACCCUUUACCCUGCGUAUUAUUCCUACAAGGCUGUGAAAUCAAAGGACAUUAAAGAAUAUGUCAAAUGGAUGAUGUACUGGAUUAUAUUUGCACUUUUCACCACAGCAGAGACAUUUACCGACAUCUUCCUCUGUUGGUUUCCAUUCUAUUAUGAACUAAAAAUAGCAUUUGUCGCCUGGCUGCUGUCUCCCUACACAAAAGGCUCCAGCCUCCUAUACAGGAAGUUUGUACAUCCCACGCUGUCUUCAAAAGAAAAGGAAAUCGAUGAUUGCCUGGUCCAAGCAAAAGACCGAAGUUAUGAUGCCCUUGUGCACUUUGGGAAGCGGGGCUUGAAUGUGGCGGCCACAGCAGCCGUGAUGGCUGCUUCCAAGGUGGCUCGACUCUUUCAUUUUGUCUCCUCUUUGGACCUCAGAGAAGGGCAGGUAACCCCGUUGAGAGGUGUGACUAACUCCAAACUGAUCCAGUCGGGUAGAGAGGCCAGCAGCGACCUCUGCCCACCAACACAUGGUCUGGAUCGGAACCAGGGACAGGGUGCCUUAUCGGAGAGACUCCGGAGCUUCAGCAUGCAGGACCUCACCACCAUCCGGGGUGACGGUGCCCCUGCCCCCUCCAGCCCCCCACCACAGGGGUCUGGGCGAGCCAGCGGCAAACAUGGCCAGCCUAAGAUGUCCAGGAGUGCUUCUGAGAGCGCUGGCAGCUCAGUGUGUACCUGCUGCUCUACCUGCAGGACCCGGAAAGUGGUUGAGGGAGAUGUGAAUGAGGGUGGUGUGAAGGCCUGGGAGCCCCACGAGGUCCAAAACCCGUUGGCAUUUUCGGACGAGGAGGAGGAAGAUCUGCUGGAUUUCAUGUACAAGUAUAAGGCGCCUCGAAAGACGGAGUUCCCCCUGGAGGCACCGCCUAGAGUCCUUCGAUCCCGCUUUAGGAAGAAAAGUACCUCAUCCUCAGCCACUGAAACCACGUGAGUGAGAUGAGCCAACAGCACCGGACCCACAGAAUGUUUCUUCUCUGCCUUAAAGAGCUAGUCACUAAUAACAUAGAAAUCCGCAAGCUGGCGUGCUUUGAGUGUGCAGCCUCGCAGACACAGCCUUUUCUCUCUCUCCUCUUACACUUUUAAGAUUUUUAUUUUCCUUUUCUUUAUUUUGCUGGGGAGAGGCUAAAGGGAAAGGUAGCUUGUGUGUGUGUGGGGGGGGGUGUGACCUUUAAGUCUUGAGGUUAGUAAUUUUCUGCAAUUGGAUUGUCAGCAGUGUGGUUUUAGAAAUAUAAGAGAUCACCCUCACACUGCUGAGAUGUACAUUUGUAAUUUAUUUGUUGCAUACUUCGUUUUUAGUCCUGUAAAUGCAAACAAAGCAAUUUUUUUAAACUUUUUUUUGUUCUUGGUACUAAUACUUUGGACUACGGUGUACAUAUUUAUGGCUUUUGGCUUAAUGUAAUGGACUCACAAGGGCUGCCAGAGGUUCUGAUAUGUAAGAAAACUACGAGAUAUGUAAAAAAUUAUUUUGAUUCUAGAGAAUGUCUCAGAUGUGCUUAUAAAGCUUCCAAAUACAACUCCAGUAAAACAGCCCUUUUCCUGUAGGACGAUGCGAUGGUCCAUAUUCUUCAGAUAGAUGUUAAGUCAAUAGACCAGAGACGUUUAGAAUGAAGAGACAAUAUUGUAAUGACAGACACGAGUGUAAUGAGGCCAGGGGAACAGCCCAGAAUAAGAGAGGUCACAAGAAGCUUGUCUCCCCCUGGAUUCUGGGUUAAGAGCUUCUGAAUUUUGUCGAGGGAUGUACCAAUGGCUUAGGCAGGUGGCUCACCUUUGGUAAAACCUCCUGGGGAUGUGAACUCACAGGGCUGUUUUGAGGAAUCAUUUUGAGUGUUCCAUCAGUGCUUGACAAAUGAUUGUUUCUCCUUCAUAGUAACCAGUUCUGUGACUUAUUUCCCCAGGUAGAGGAGCCUAUAAUCUGAGCACUUGAUCAAGAGAACAGUAAGCAAAAACCGACCAAUCAACCCAAAACAAACCUAAAACUAUGUUUCAGAUAUGUUGUCAAAUACGUCUGAGACACCUGUCAAAAUGCUGGGUUCUAGAAAGGUUUCAGAGGUUGAGAUCUUUAUGGACUGACUUGCUGCUCAGCUCCCUGGGCAGCUGUGGCUCACACCCUUCCCGGCUUGUGCAGAAUGUGAACGAGAGAAGUCGCACUCAUGGGCACUCCGCGUCUUACUAGACGUCUCAUGCAAGCCGAGAUCGCUUAGUAUAAUAGAGCACUAGCUAAGGGGACUCUCUACUUAGACUGAGAACUUUAUCUGAAAAGAAGAAUCUGGUUUACAUAGCAUUUCAGUCCGAGGUAGCUGCUCCCCACCCCCUUGGAGAGCUGAGCCUAAAAUGUAGGACUUGUAUAUUUGUGCUUAGAGUUGGUGUUUUCUUUCAGUGUAAUGCAUGCAGUGGUCACAAACCAGUCACUUAUAAUACUUGGAUUGUGUUUGUUCAUAGAUAUGCCCUGAAGACUAGAGAAUUAGUGUUAUGUACCACAUAGAACUUGCUGUCAACCGGCUAUAAACAGGCCCAGUUAAAGACCGUCUCAUUACUGAGCUACAUACACCAACAUAUAUCAGUAGUCUUUGCUGAUGGCACACUGGCUGGAUCUUAGCCACCCGAGAAAGGGUUUUACCUGAAGUUGAUUGUUGCCAGAUAUGCACAUUUAAAUCCCUUCUUCCCACAAUUCCUUUGAAGGUGAGUUUGUAAUUUACAAUGGGAUUUAGGAAAACAAACCUAAAAGCAAAUUUGUGGUUCAGAGAGCAAACAUAGGCUCUUUAUGAUCUUUCCCCCACACCCAACAAUCCCUAAACCCAUUAGGGAAGACAGAAAAUCUAAUUUCUUAAAGCUCACUGAAUAGUUUCAGAGGAAAAAUAUAUGCUUUAAAUGUAUUUGCCUGUUAGUUGGGAGUACCCAGAAUUAUCAGAAACAGCUUAAGCAGCUUUUUAGCAGUGUUUUUUUCUUUUCUUUGCCAAAAUAAUAAAUGCCUUUAGCAGCAGAGAUCCUUCGUGAACAAACUAUAUUUUCACCAUUUUACAAUGUAAAGUUUUAACAAGUACAAGCUAUCAAGUUUGCACUCAACUAUGCCAAAAACAAGUUUGAAGCACUCUACUCUCAGACAUGCUGUAUUACUGCUCAUUCAAGAUUUAAAAAAUUUAAAGGUAUCCAAACUGCUGUCUUAAUGUAAAUGUAACUAUUUUUCCUUCAAGUGUUGAUUAGGGAGUUGGUUUCUCUCUUAAAAACACUCACUGUACAAAUGAGAGCAGCUGUCAUAUUUCUGGCAAAAUGUGUUUACUUAUCCAACAAGCUGUAUAUUUGUGUAUGGACUGACAUAAAAUGUGAAUGCCUCCAAGUGUACAUGUAGUGCUGUGGUGUUCUGUCUAGAGGAUAUAACUGAACGUUUUUAAUUUCCUCAUUUACAGACAUAGGCUGUUUACAAAAUGCUAGCUUGAAAGUCUGUAAUUUUCAUGUAAUAACUUUUAGUUAUUUGCCGUUGAGCACCUGUUCUGUUUCUGAGGAGGUAAGAUGGGGUGGUGUACUUAUACACUAGGAAAUGGAGUCAUAAUCCCUCCUGGCUUUGUGUGAAUAGCUUGCUCACUUCACUGGCCUCUGAAAUGUGUGUAAACUGUCCGUGUGUUUGUGAUAACAGUGCUUGUCCACCAUGACCACAGCUGAGUAUCUUCCUAGUCCUCGCCUUGCACAGUAUUUGAAACGGCAAAGGAUGUGCUUCAUUCUCAAACGGCACACACUCAAAGAGCUGACGUUCUCGGUUGUGACUGUGCAGUUUCCCUAGUUUAUUCCUGUAGUCCCUAUAGAAUGAUCUGUGAUAAAAUAGUAUACUGGACUGUGCAUCAAAGGGAUGUAAAAUUACAGUAUUCCAAAGGUUGAAGUUCUGCUGUUUUGUUACAAUGCCUGAUAUAUACCUUGAAUAAAGUCUUAACGUUUUUCUUUUAAAAAACAUCUUUGUAAUGUCGAGCUUAUGAGGAAAGAGAAAAUACUUUAGAAUGUUUAUUUUUAUUUUUAUUUUUUUUUAAAGAGAGAAAGCUUGAGUGGGGGGAGGGGCAGGGAGAGAGGGAGAGAGAGAAUCUCAAGCAGUUUCCAUGCUCAGCGCAGAGCCCAACAUGGGGCUUGAUCCCAUCAUCAUGAGAUCACGGCCUAUGCCAAAAUCAAGAGUUGGGACGCUUAACCAACAGAGGCACCCAGGAGCCCCAGAAAGGGAAAAUACUUUUUUAAAAUGUGGAAGGUAGCAAGGAUUUAGAAGCUGAGUGCUCAGUCAUUAACUGGUCCGGUGCCUCGGCCCCAUGCCUACUGCAUAGAAUUGUGGUGGGAAAAAAAUUAAAAUGGGUGUUUUGAAAAACAGUUGAUCAUGUAAAUAUAAACCUGGUAGUAUGUUUUACAUUUUUAAAAGUCACUAGUGGAAUCUGUGUGGCUAUGAAAAUACAGCAGCUCAUCUGGUAAACAGUUUUAAUUGUGCAAGCAGAAAUUUGGUCUAUCGUUUUCCUUCUUGGUACCUGUUCCCUCGUCUGCAAGUGAGGGAGUACAUGUGCAGGUCAGAAGAGGGUAGAAUGUGCAGAGGAGCACUGAGUGACAUGGGUGCUCUUAAUACUGCUGCAGCCCUUGUCUUUAAAAUAUGAACAGGCUGGGGCACCUGGGGGGCUCAGUUGGUUAAGCAUCCAACUCUUGAUUUCAGCCCAGGUCAUGAUCUCACAGUUCACGAGUUUGAGCCCCACAUUAGGCUCUCCACUGUCAGUGCAGAGCCCACUUUGGAUCCUCUGUCUCCCUCUCUCUGCCCUUCCCCAACUUGCAUUCUCCCUCUCUCAAAAACAAACCAUUUUUAAAAAUCUUAAAAAAAAAAAAAAAAAAGGAACAGGUGGAGUACCUGGCUGGCUCAGUCGGUAGAACAUAGGACUCUUGAUCCUGGGGUCCUGAGUUUGGGCCCCAUGCUGGGUGCAAAGUUUACUUAAAAAUAUGAACAGGGUGCCUGGAUGGCUCAGUUGGUUAAGCGUUCAACUCUUGAUUUCGGCUCAGAUCACGAUCUCACAGUUCGUGGGUUCGAGCCCCAUGUCAAGCUCUGUGAUGACAGCAUAGAGCCUGCUUGGGAUUCUCUCUCCCCAUCUCUCCCUCUCCCCCUCCCCUGCUCACAUAGGCACGUGCACACGUUUUCUCUCUCUCAAAAUAAACAUUAAAAAAAAUAUGAACAGGCACAUAUAAGCUUUACUGGGUGGUCACAAAGACUUGAACACAAAAUUUGAAGCAUCAAAAUGCAACACUCAUUUUCUUUGCCUUUAUAGUCUUAUAUGCUGUAUGGUUGGCAUGAGGGCUAUAAAAGAAAGCAGCAGCAGAUAAAGGACCACAUUCAGAAGGCUGAAAGGAAGACAAAGAGGUGGAAAGAAAGGCUAAAACUCCAUUCAUUUAUUCAUUUAUUGAGCCAAGUCCAAUGGCAACAGAACUGAGAUUAACCAGGUGAAGAACUGACAAAUAACAGAAAAGCAAAGGCUGGCUUGGUACAGUGUCAUGAAUAAGUAUUUAGUAUUUAUAGUACUAGGUCACAGUCACUUAAUUUAGAUAUGAAUUUUCACGUUAAAAGACUCCAGGAAAUGCAUAGGAUUCCAGGAAGUUAGACCUAGGUUCUGUGACUUAUUAGCUGUAUUUUGGGUAAUUUAUUUAACCUUCUAUAAGCUGGAGUUUCCUCAAAUCUAAACCAGGGAUUAAAAAGUAUCUCCCUUGGUCACCUGGCUGGCUCAGUUGGAAGAGUGUGAGACUCUUGAUCUGAUGGUUGUGGGUUCUAGUCCCACAACAGGUGCAGAGAUUACUAAAAAAAUAAAUAAA
Molecule: messenger RNA, 6158 nt
Organism: Acinonyx jubatus (cheetah)
Lineage: Eukaryota; Metazoa; Chordata; Mammalia; Carnivora; Felidae
Gene: REEP1
Product: receptor accessory protein 1
Exons: 10
Coding region: 271-1278 (335 amino acids)
Biological process (GO): endoplasmic reticulum tubular network organization
Cellular component (GO): endoplasmic reticulum tubular network; cytoplasmic microtubule; endoplasmic reticulum membrane
Molecular function (GO): microtubule binding
Source: RefSeq, a predicted model, not a curated record